This is a messenger RNA of Zychaea mexicana, 775 nucleotides long. RefSeq lists its product as uncharacterized. The record is from RefSeq and is a predicted model, not a curated record. Bases 57 to 677 code for a protein of 206 amino acids. Lineage: Eukaryota; Fungi; Mucoromycota; Mucoromycetes; Mucorales; Lichtheimiaceae. The transcript is spliced from 6 exons.
CCGGAGAAGACGGUAAUACUGGAAUCGUCACAAUCAAAGUAUACGUUCAACAACUAAUGCGUUGCUUAGAGCUGAAAGACUUUCUACAAACGCACAGGUGUCCAAGAUUCCCAAGCUUUAUCAGAGAACACCAAAAUGACAUUGCACUAUGGUCGGUCGGUUUAGCGGCAAAUAGCGCAGCACGUCUUCACGGGAUCUGGCUCAAUCGGUACAAGGAACUACUUGAAGACGACAACAGAGAUAUUCAGAGCAGCAAAAAAGUUGCAUAUGAUCGUUUGCGAUGGGACACAAUCAUGGUUGAAGUAAACAGGAGGAGGAACUUGGCACAUACCUUCAAAGAACAAGCGCUCGACUUGUUGGUGGUAUCUGCAGAGCCAGCGGCGGCGGAAGGUCAACGAGUAAUUCAUGCAACUAGUUCUACAAUUCCUGCAAAGCGCUCGGCUGAUGGCGAUUUGGAUGAAGAAGACGAAUGCAAUCGUGCUUCAACAUCAAAUGUUGAAACUACAAGUGACUCCGAAGCCGACGACAUAUCACCGCCAUCCAGCGAUACAGAAGAAUUUCCUUUGAGUUCUAUUUCACAGAAUGUUCGUGCACCCAUUGCAUCUGACCGGUUGAUCAUCGACGCCAUCGACUAUGUUGUAUUUAAUUUUCGCAAUCAGUCGCUAACGUUUUUAUAGAUCUCUUGCAUCGGUUUUAUUGGUGAACAAAGGUCGUAUGCACCCUGAAUCAAGAAAGUUCUUCAACAAUGACCUUGUGAAAAAAUUGCUUCGACCAU